AUGGGUAGUGUAUUCCUUCCGCAUUUGCAUACAGGAUGGCAUGUCGACCAAGCGAUUGUUACAGAGAAGGAAAGAUUAGUUGUUAUACGAUUCGGCACUGACAACAACAAAGAGUGUAUGCUAAUGGACGAGAUACUCUAUUCUAUUGCUGAGAAAGUGAAGAAUUUUGCUGCGAUUUACCUUUGUGACAUCAAAGAGGUGCCUGACUUCAACGAGAUGUAUGAGCUUUACGAUCCAAUGACAGUUAUGUUCUUCUAUCAGAACAAACAUAUGAUGUGCGAUUUUGGAACAGGUAACAACAAUAAGAUGAACUUUGUAAUUGAUGACAAACAAGAGAUGAUAGAUAUACUGGAGACUAUUUUCCGAGGAGCCAGAAAGAAUAAAGGUCUUGUUGUUUCUCCGUAUGAUUAUUCAGAUAGAAGAAUUGAUUAA
Messenger RNA from Kluyveromyces lactis, 432 nucleotides. It is a transcript of the gene DIB1, whose product is annotated as U4/U6-U5 snRNP complex subunit DIB1. NCBI's taxonomy places the organism in Eukaryota, Fungi, Ascomycota, Saccharomycetes, Saccharomycetales, Saccharomycetaceae. Gene Ontology annotation, biological process: mRNA splicing, via spliceosome. The record is from RefSeq and is a predicted model, not a curated record. Gene Ontology annotation, cellular component: spliceosomal complex; U5 snRNP; U4/U6 x U5 tri-snRNP complex. Bases 1 to 432 code for a protein of 143 amino acids. The transcript has a single exon.